This is a messenger RNA of Haliotis rufescens (red abalone), 4150 nucleotides long. Its product is annotated as mesencephalic astrocyte-derived neurotrophic factor homolog. Lineage: Eukaryota; Metazoa; Mollusca; Gastropoda; Lepetellida; Haliotidae. The transcript has 4 exons. Bases 280 to 843 code for a protein of 187 amino acids. The record is from RefSeq and is a predicted model, not a curated record.
UAUGGGUGAGGGAAACACGUCGACUACACGCGAGUUGACUAGAAUUGCCGGGUACACGCGUGCUUGUUGAAAUUCACUGACGUGUACGUGUGUAAAUUGUGUUGAAUUUUCUCAAACGUGUUAGAGGACGUGCUCCAGGUGUAUCAUAAGAAGUCUGAUUUCAUAGACCGAAGCGACAGGACGAAUUUAAGACAAAGCGAACAGUUUUGUAUAGAUCUGUCACUGAAUUGACAUUUAGAAAUUUGAGGGAGUGUGAUUGUCUGAAAAAAACAUACAGACAUGCUUCCUACAUUGAAAGUUGGGGUUGUCCAAGCUUUUUCGCUGUUUGUGAUUUACAGUGUCGCAACAACAGCUUGGGCAGCUUUGAAAGAAGGAGACUGUGAAGUUUGCAUCAAGACUCUGAACAAGUUCACAGAUCAAUUAGCGGAUGCAGAUAGAAAAUCUACAGAUUUAAUUGAAACAAAGUUCAAGAAAUUCUGCAAGAACCUUCGUUUGAAAGAAGAGAGAUUUUGCUACUAUGUCGGGGGUUUAGAGACCUCGGCAACUGCCAUCCUCCAGGACAUCUCCAAACCAGUGAGCUUCUACAAACCCAAUGAGAAGAUCUGUGAAGACCUUAAGAAGAAGGAUAGCCAGAUCUGUGAACUGAAAUAUGAUAAGGAGAUUGACCUUUCCAAGGCUGACUUCAAGAAAAUGAAGGUCAAGGAAUUGAAGAAGAUCCUUGAGGGGUGGGGUGAAUCGUCUGCCUGCAAAGGAUGUGCCGAAAAAUCAGACUUCGUACGUGUUAUUAAAGAACUGAUGCCCAAGUAUGCCCCCGAGGCUCACAAGAAGAGGGAGGAGCUUUGAUCAUUUUGUCGUUUUAGAACUUAAUUUUCAUGAAAGGGUCAUUUCUGUUACAUGUAUAACACAGAUUUGCAUACAUCUAAAUAAUACAACAUAAAUAUUUUAGGUUAUUGCUAAAAAAUGAAAGCAUAUUAUUAUACGAAACAGGAUUUGAUCGUGUCAUGGUAACUUGACUGCUAAUUCUUCUGAUAUAACAUUGACAAAAAUUGAAAGUCUGUUUGAACAUUCUUGUGACCGUUCUGAUACACAAGAAACCAGGAAAAGGCUUUUUUGGAUAAAAUUUAUUGUGAUUUAAUUUGGGGUAGUGUUGUUGUAAAUGUGUUCAUUUGUUGCAUAUAGGUCCAGGUUUGAAUCCUGACAUCGGGAAAGUUGAUAAGAAUUAUUCAUGGUGUCCCUGUAUGAUAUGGUAACACUUUUCUUGUGAAUUUUCUGUUUCAUGCGACUUGCUGUUGCAUUAUUUAAAUGUAUGCACUUACGUCGUCUAAGUUAUUUUGUUAUGACAUCGUUGACAUGAAGCAUGUACGUUUGUUAAUACUGUACAUAAACUUUCUCAUGCCAUCAUCAUCGUGUGUAGCCAUGUUAGUUCAUUUGACCAAUUCCAAAUUGGACCGUAAUUCUUUUCUGGAGAAUUGGUUUAAAACCAUGUGAUUUAGCCUUGCCAUCCACAAACUGACACCAUUGAUGUUGUGCAGUUCAUUUGACAAAUCCAAUUUAGAAAUUAGCAGUGUUCUGUCGAGGCAGUGGCCUCGCGGGAUUCUCGAAAUAUUUUAUAGAUUGGCGCAUGAUAUAUACUCUCAGUGGGACAAGGGGCGCAUUCAUGUAGAUGGGUUUAUUUAUAUAAUUAUAGGAGUCACUUACUGACUCAAAAACAGUUUAUAUCACAAGACAGCUGCUUCUAUUUUGAAUGUAGACGUCAUGAUUUUAGUUGCCUUAUGCAUCUCAAUUUGGUUGAAAGUCAUAAAUGGUUCAUUCAGAAUUGAGUAUACACAUUUUUUAAAUCUUAAUAUCUGUAAAAGAUGUCCUGUGAAAAUUCCGUGUCUGGCUAAGGGCGUUAAUGACCUGCAUUCCAUGGGUUUUUAAGUUUUAUGUUAUUGGAGAGUUUGACCUCACAAGUUUUGAAAAUGACCCUAUGUAUUUAUGCUGAAGGGAUCCCUGUCCCCAGUUGGUCAGUGUCUUGGCAGAACACUGAAUUAGUAAAUCAUUUCUAUGAAAUCGGUUAGAACCGUGAUGUCGAUUGAAGUUCUAUCAACCCAGCAAUGACCAUUGUCACCUCAUCUGCGUACAUUGGCUUAACAUAUCAUUGUGCAUCACGUGUUGUCAAGGGUCGAGAGGGCAGUGAAGGGCAAAGACUACACCAGACCUGCUUUCUUCUUUCAUUUCUGAUCCCAGAUACCAUAAUAUAUUUAUUUAAUAUAUUCAAUACUUUGUGAUGCAACAAUACCAAUAAACCAAACCUGUCAACAUUUUUACCUUUCUCAUGUUUUCUAGUUUAAGUUUGUAAAGAAUAUACUUUAAUCUCCUCUUAUAAAAAGUCAUUAUGAUCAUCCUGUUUUUUUAAGGCAUCUUAAGAAUGAUUGAUGCACACACCUUUCGCUAGUCCGACGUCACAUUGUUUUGUCACCUAUUUCCUUAAAUGUUACGUCAUUGUAUACUCCCCAGGGAGGUGAGAAUGAUAAUUUGAAUGCAUACAGAUCCACUGGUUGGGGAACAAAUAAACCGUAUCUUUGAGCAGAUACUAUUAUCUGGAUAGGUACAUUAUAUAAAUGUAUCAUAAAAAUAAUCAUUGGGAAUUGUUAUGUAUGUAAUCUUCAUGGUAGGCCUUUCCUUCUGGUUAGGUCGGGGUAGCCUAGUGGUUAAAGCGUUCACUCGUCAUGCCAAAAGCCCGGGUUCAAAUCCCCACAUGGGUACAACGUAUGAAGCCCAUUUCUGGUGUCCCCCGCCGUGAUAUUGCUGAAAUAUUGCUAAAAGCGGCGUAAAACCAUACUUGCUCACUUCUAGUUCAUGGGGGGCCCAGUCGUCUAAGGCGCCACGAUUCGCUGUGCAGAGUUGCGUCCCUUGGGCACGCCAGAAACCUAUGAUUGUGGGUUCGAAUCCCGGUUCGCCCCGAUUAUGUUUCUAGGUUUGUCAGCACCGAAGUGGUAAACUUUGGGCUUUCCUCCCACAUUAAACUGACACGCCGCGAUAUAACUGGAAUACUGUUAUGGCGUUAAACCCAGCUCACUCACUCACUCACUCUGGUUCAUGUAUUUGUUUUAUCCUAGAUCUGGACCAUCACUAUGACUGUGUUGUACCCACUAAGCAGUGUAUAAAGACAUUGCUCUCCAUCAUGGAGUCUGUGAAGCAGAUGGGAGCCAAGUGGGCAGACCUUGGUCUGUCGGCACCAUACAUGGACUUCUCCACACUUGCGUAAAUCUACGACCCAAGUUUUCUCCCAUGUUGGGCCACAUGUCUACAGCAGUAGAAACUACUUUCUAUUGCUUUGCUACAAUUGUUUGCAAGAAGGUUUGGGUCCCGUUCCACAAAGCGAUCUUAGCCCUAAGGUGAUCAUAACACCCUUAUUUUAACAUAGGCUUAUGAUAGUCAUAGCGCUAAGAUUGCUUUGUGGAAUGGGAGUCUGGUUAGCCUCGAUAGAAUUCAUGCUCAGUGGCCCGAUCCACAAUGUGAUCGUAGCGCUACGACAAUCAUAAGCCAAUGUUAAAGUAAGGGAGUUACGAUCACAUAGCAAUGGAGCUCUGGUUUCUUUGAAGUUUGGGAGUUAAGGUCAAGUCCUGUCUGCCACUGAACAUUGGAUUCAGAGCGUAGAAAGAAAUGAUCUGACCACAUCAGCUCAGUGUUUAACAGUAUGUGUUGAGUGUGUGAUCUAAAUAUUAAUAUGUCAUUUUGAGUAAACCCUUGUUUGAGCUUUUUCUUGACUUAAGACCUGUAUUUUCAUAUUUUCAAGUUGAUCAAGCUGAACUUCUGAUUACCAUGGAAACACGAAUUCGUGACAUUUAGAAAAAUGUUUUCAUGAUACCAAAUACCUAUCAGAAUUUAUCCUUCCUUGAUGUUAUUAUUUAUUCAUGGCUGUAUAAACCUUGUCUGAAAGAGAACUACUUGAUUGAGAAUGUCGGAAUCAUUGUUGAACUUCAAUAUCAGCUCAUGUCGUCCACCACGUUCUUGAAUGAGUAUGCACUUGUAAAUUGUGUAUAGUUGUCUUGGUGUAAAUGUGUUUAUAGAACUUGAAAUAUUAAGCUGCAUGUAAAGGGUGUCAGACAAGCACAAGUGAAAGAAUACAACUUAUUUUGGGACAUUAAACUUGUUAACUACUUCA